Cucurbita pepo subsp. pepo (vegetable marrow) is the source of this 2027-nucleotide messenger RNA. RefSeq names its product DDT domain-containing protein DDR4. Gene Ontology annotation, cellular component: RSF complex. Gene Ontology annotation, biological process: regulation of DNA-templated transcription. Lineage: Eukaryota; Viridiplantae; Streptophyta; Magnoliopsida; Cucurbitales; Cucurbitaceae. The record is from RefSeq and is a predicted model, not a curated record.
UGCAUAAGAAAUUGGAACAAGGGGAAGAUCUGGGUGAUUCUUUUUGUACCGCCGUCAGCUUGGCUAUCGAUCAUUCGUUCGGCGGCAUUUUCCCGAGAAUCAAACAAUCCCGUUGGAUAAUUUGUUUGGCGGGAAAAGUUCUUAAAAAGGAAAAUUGAGGCGGCAUCUGGUUUCUACUUUUAUCGGAUCAGUAGAAGUAGAACGUACUAAGUUUUUGUAUCUGUAACAAGUUUCCGAUCCUCUAAGAAUCACUGUCAUGGCUGAUGUCCUUCCGUCGUGUCGGUCACCGGCGGCGGACGAGCUGUCGGCGAAAGAAGAGAACGUCGAUGGUUCAGCAAUGGCAGUUGAUUCAGACGUGAAUUUUGAAGCCGAGGUUAUGAAGUUACGAGGUCAAUGGGAGUUGGCAUCGGUUUUGAACUUCUUGAAUGUUUUCGAGCCGUUAAUUGGGAAAAGCUUGAGGAUAUCGGCUGAAGAUAUUGAGAAGGGUUUGAUAAAGCCCGACAGUUCAUUAGCUGAACUCCACAUUGUUCUUUUGAAGGGUAUCCUACCACCUGUAGGUAAAAUGUUAAAUGGUUCUAAUGCAUGGGUGACCGUACUUUGUAAGAAGCUCGCCCAAUGGUGGCCUUGGGUUGCUGAAGGGGAAAUUCCAAUUAAGGCCUUUAAAGGAGAGGAGAUAUCAAAUUACAAGAAUCUUGAUCCGACAAAACGCUUACUGCUUCUAAAAGCUCUAUGUCAAAUUCGAGCUGAUCAAGAUGAUGCAGUAUCAUAUAUUAGCGACUGCUCGAAAGAUAAAACUCAAAUAUCUUGUUUCCAGAAAGAUAAAUUUGGAGGAGAUGGAAAUGGAGUUUCCUAUUGGUAUGAUGGGAAUCCAUUUGUUGGUUAUAGACUAUACAGGGAAGUUAUCAAAUCUGAUAGAAAGAAAAAAGGUAAACAAAACGGAAGUGUUUCCCUUCCAAAGUUUAGCACUCGAUGGGAAACAAUGGCCACAAAUCUCGAGGAAUUUCAUAAAGUUAAAGACAACCUUUUAUGCAGCAAGAUCAGCAGUGAAUUUGCUGUUGGAAGGAAAAUUGAAUCAGAUGCCAUUCCCGUUCUUGAGAAACUUCGGAAGAACCAGGAAAGGUCAUUGAAACGCAAGCAUAGAAAGAGCAUGCUCUUGAAUGGCUUUAAGAAGCCCUGCGUAGUUGGAGUUACUCGCACUUGUCGGAUUCGUGCACCUGUGAACUAUACAUUUGAGGAGUACAAUCGGGCUAUUGAUGACGCCAUAGGGAUAUCUAGGAACGUGAAAAAAACUGAUGAAAAAGAGGAAGGGAUGAUGCAUCACAAGCGCAAUAGAACAGAUGUUUCUACUAGUGGGAAAUCAGUGGAUGCCUGUGGAAACAGCGACGAGUGCAGCAAUAAUGACACUGGAAGCAACACAACCAAAGAAACUGAUCUUGACAGCGCUGCUCACAUUGAUAAGAAGAAUUAUGAGGACAACGACGACAGAAGCAACGAUUUCGAUUCUGAUAAUUUCGAUGCAGAAGAGAAGAAUGAAAUGCUUCAAUCCAAAGAGCCUGCAGGAGAAGUGUGCAGUAGGAGGGUGGAUACAAGCAGGAAGCAUCAUGUUAGUAAUGAAAUUACAAAGGUGGGUGCCAAAAGUAGGCUGAGACAAAGACCAGUUCUUAACUCUGCCCUUGGAAAUUGAUACUGCAUCUUGAAGAGCAUCAUGCAUGCCGGCCGCUACAACAAUUGGGUCAGUGAAUCGAGCACGGGCGUUUAAGCUUAUGACUUCCAGGCAGGUAGUAUAUCAAUUACUGUUAAGUUAAUCUAACAUUUUAUGAAUAGUCUUAAGUAAAUUUUUAGAUGGAUAUCGACAUUUAUUAAUUAAGUUUAGUUUAACUUAUCAUUUCGUACCUACCAAGCUGAGUAUAAUUCAACUUGUAGAAAGUUUGAAUUUUUAACAAAGACUUGAAAUUCAAAAUUUUCAUUUUGUAUAUUGAAAGGGUUCGCUUUGACCGUUAAGAGUAGGUAACCCGUUUUGUUCUCUA